This is a messenger RNA of Pneumocystis murina B123, 1158 nucleotides long. RefSeq lists its product as hypothetical. The transcript is spliced from 4 exons. The record is from RefSeq and is a predicted model, not a curated record. Gene Ontology annotation, biological process: maturation of SSU-rRNA; ribosomal small subunit biogenesis. Gene Ontology annotation, molecular function: RNA endonuclease activity. Gene Ontology annotation, cellular component: preribosome, small subunit precursor. Bases 1 to 1158 code for a protein of 385 amino acids. NCBI's taxonomy places the organism in Eukaryota, Fungi, Ascomycota, Pneumocystomycetes, Pneumocystales, Pneumocystaceae.
AUGACAUCAACAGACAAAAGUUCAUAUUUUAUAGGGGCGCUAGUUCUUGAUUCAUCAUGCUUUAUUUCUUUUUUUAAAUUAUCAAUUAUAAACAAAGCAUCAUCUUUUUAUACGGUUCCUAAUGUUCUAACAGAAAUUAAAGAUAAAUCAUCAUGCCAAACAUUAUCUUUAUGGAAAGAAAAAAUUGUUAUUCGGACGCCUAAACCACUUUAUAUUGAAAAGAUAAUUACAUUUUCUAAAAAAACAGGAGAUUACGAAAUUUUAAGUAUAACAGACAUCCAUCUUCUUGCGCUUACAUAUGAACUUGAAUCUGAGAUGAAUGAUGAUUCUUUUCAAUCAUAUAAAGAACUCUACCAAUCUAAAAUAGACGAAUCUCCAAAAAAAGAUGAUAUUGAUACACUUAUAAAUGAAAAUGAUUUAUCUAAUAUUUCCACACUUAAAGAUUCUUUUGAAGAAAAACAUCAAGAUAAAAAUUUAACGAAUAAUGUUCAUCAACUUGUAAAUGAUUUAGAAAAUAUAAAUUUCAAGGAAAUAGAUGAUGAUGAUAGUGGGUGGAUUACACCCUCUAAUAUUCAUUAUCACAAGUUAUUAAACGAAAGAUCAAACAUGAUUCCUAUGAAAACAACAAAAUAUAUAAAAGUGGCAUGUGUUACAAGUGAUUUUGCAAUACAAAAUAUUCUUUUGCAAAUGAAUUUGAAUUUAGUCUCUCCAGAAACUGGAUUAAAAAUUAAAGCUGUUAAAUCAUGGGUUUUAAGAUGCCAUGCAUGUUUUAAAAUUGUCAAAGACAUGUCAAAGAAAUUCUGUCCAGGAUGCGGAGGAAAUACACUUUUGCGUACAUCUUGUUCUAUAGAUUCUAAUGGCAAAUUUCGAAUUUAUCUCAAACGACAUAUGCAGUGGAAUAAUAGAGGAACUAUCUAUCCAAUUCCUAAACCUCGUCAUGGUUCUGCAUCUGGAAAAGGUUAUAAACCUAUAAUCCUUCGUGAAGAUCAAAAGGAAUAUCAAAAAGCACUAAAAUAUCAAAAAAGAAAAAAAGAAAUAAAUUUAUUAGAUCCAGACAAACUUCCCGAUAUUUUAACAGGCAAAAGAAAUACAUCUUGUUAUAAUGUAGUCAUUGGAAUGGGCAAAAGAAAUCCUAAUGAAAAGCGGAAAUCAAGAUAA